AUGAACCUUUACGACGACGAGUCUCUCAAACAAGAGGUAAUCUACCUCCACUCCCUCUGGCACCAAGGCCCUCCAACCCGCAACCCAAUCCCCAAUUUCAACCCGGUUCACGACCCGGUUCACAGAUCCAGACCCAAUUACAUCCCACCUGCAGAUUUCCAGCUCCUCUCUCGCUACGGAUCCAACCCUAAUCAUCUUCAACCUCAACCUCACCUCAACAACAACAACAAACGCUCCAGACCCGGGUCGGAUCGUGAAUGGCCCGUUAACGAACCGCCUCGCUACCCUCCUACCACGGGAUGGCCUGAAGCCAAGCCGUUUAAAAAGGCUCGACCUUUAUCCGACGAGGAGAAAGCUAAGCUCGCCGUGAGUCAGAUUCAGAGAGACGUCCACCGCGCUUGUCGCGAGUUUUUCGGUAGAAGAAGUGAAGAGGAGUCGGAUACUGAUGAUGGAGGAGGAGAGGAGUUUCAGUUUUUGUCGAGAGUGUUUGAAGAGAAUGUGAAGCUUAAGGAGUGUUAUGAGAAGAACAGUGUGCAUGGGGAAGUGUGGUGUCUUGUCUGUGGAGGAAGUGGUGAGAAGAGUGUGAGGAAGUUUAAGAAUUGUUUGGCUUUGGUUCAGCAUUCACUUAAUAUUCAUAAGACUAUGAAGAAUCAGCAUAGGGCUUUGGCUCAGGUUGUGUGUGAUGUUUUGGGAUGGGAUGUUAAUAAUCCUGUUAUUUCCAGCCAAAAGGACUCUCAGACAUUGGGGGUAGAGGCGGUUGCCGAAGGUGCAACUGAGUUGCCUCCAGACACAAAGAAGCUUGAGGAGAAACAACAUGUGAUGUCUGCUGAUGAACAAGCAAAGGCUGUUGUGUUACUAAUGCAACAGAAUGCAUCUGAAGCUUUGAAAGGCAUUUCUGUCAAUGAUACUUCUGGUUCAGUUGAUGAAACUGAGGAGUUGGGAUUGAUAUCUCGGCUCUUCUCGGAGAACGCUGAGCUCAAAAGUUACUACGAGAAGAACUGUGAUGGUGGACACUUUGUAUGCCUAGUGUGUAGUGCUGCGACUGAUAAGAAGAUGAUAAAGAGGUUCAAACACUGUCAUGGACUUGUUAUGCAUUCUACUAAAACCCCAAAGAUUGCAAUAAGAGCUCACAAGGUGUUUGCUCGGUUUGUCUGUGAACUAUUUGGCUGGGAGUUUGAUCGUCUUCCACGUAAAGUAGUGAAAGACUGUGUUCCUCUUGUUGAAGCUAGUGCUAACCAGGACAAUGAGAAGCCAUCGUUGAUGAUCGAGGAACAUAUGAAUGAAGAGAAAACCGAUAGUCCAGAGGAAAGUAACAACCCAUGCGUUGGAGAGUAG
Molecule: messenger RNA, 1335 nt
Organism: Eruca vesicaria subsp. sativa (arugula)
Lineage: Eukaryota; Viridiplantae; Streptophyta; Magnoliopsida; Brassicales; Brassicaceae
Source: the annotation of a GenBank genome assembly